Molecule: messenger RNA, 512 nt
Organism: Xiphias gladius (swordfish)
Lineage: Eukaryota; Metazoa; Chordata; Actinopteri; Istiophoriformes; Xiphiidae
Gene: msmp2
Product: microseminoprotein, prostate associated 2
Exons: 4
Coding region: 120-512 (130 amino acids)
Source: RefSeq, a predicted model, not a curated record
GAGGGAAAAGAGAGAGCAGAAGAGGGUGAAUGAAAGCAAGAGACGCAGAGAGAGAAGAGCUGAAAGAAAAUACAGCAGGAGAGGGUUUUCAUAUAACAUAGUAAAACUUCACAGUAGAAAUGGCAAACACAGCAGGAGGAAUACUCUUGGCUUUACUCUUGUUCCUGAGUGCCAGUGUGCCAUGUUUCUCUGUGUAUAACAGUGGGGAGUGCUUCUUCAACACCAAAGGGAGCUGUGAACACAUGGGACAGGUGUAUGGGAUAGGAGAGAGCUGGAUCACCAGUGACUGUUACCAGUGUGUCUGCAUGGAGCCUUUCGGAGUAGGAUGCUGUGACCAUGGAUCGAAACCUGUGGACUAUCCAGACUGGUGUGAGAUCAUCCGUAAACCUGACUCUUGCACUAGUGUUGCAGUGAUGAGAGCCAAUCAUAAACUACCAUGUCUCUGGGGACGAGGUCGUCUCAGACCAGCUGCAGGCCAACCAUGGAAAUCUGAUAAUGAUCCUAUAUUUUGA